AUGGGGAAUAUGGAUGGCAAAUCUGUUGAAGAACUGAGUGCCACAGAGUGCCACCAGUGGUACAAGAAAUUUAUGACAGAGUGUCCCUCUGGACAAUUGACUCUACAUGAGUUUAAACAGUUUUUUGGACUGAAAAAUCUGAGUCAAUCAUCAAAUGAAUACAUUGAACAAAUGUUUGAUACAUUUGAUUUUAAUAAGGAUGGCUACAUUGAUUUUAUGGAGUAUGUGGCAGCUCUAAGCUUAGUUCUGAAAGGGAAAGUGGAACAGAAGUUGAAGUGGUACUUCAAGCUUUAUGAUGUCGAUGGGAAUGGCUGUAUUGACAGAGAUGAGUUGUUAAACAUCAUUAAGGCAAUUCGCACCAUUAAUCCAUGUCAAGAAAUCAUGUCAGCUGAGGAAUUCACAGAUAUGGUGUUCAAUAAAAUUGAUAUAAACGGAGAUGGUGAUUUGUCUCUUGAAGAAUUCAUAGUUGGAGUACAGAAAGAUGAGGUUCUACUUGACAUUCUCACCCGUAGCUUGGACCUCAAACAUAUCUUUGAAAUGAUCCAGAAUGAUGGAAAGAACCCUGAAACAUCUGGAAUAUCCACAAAAGAUAAAUAG
This is a messenger RNA of Protobothrops mucrosquamatus (brown spotted pit viper), 597 nucleotides long. RefSeq names its product guanylate cyclase activator 1A (gene GUCA1A). Gene Ontology annotation, cellular component: cone photoreceptor outer segment; photoreceptor inner segment. Gene Ontology annotation, biological process: visual perception; positive regulation of guanylate cyclase activity. NCBI's taxonomy places the organism in Eukaryota, Metazoa, Chordata, Lepidosauria, Squamata, Viperidae. The coding region runs from base 1 to 597 and encodes 198 amino acids. Gene Ontology annotation, molecular function: calcium ion binding; calcium sensitive guanylate cyclase activator activity. The transcript is spliced from 4 exons. The record is from RefSeq and is a predicted model, not a curated record.